Molecule: messenger RNA, 1597 nt
Organism: Megalops cyprinoides (Indo-Pacific tarpon)
Lineage: Eukaryota; Metazoa; Chordata; Actinopteri; Elopiformes; Megalopidae
Gene: cebpb
Product: CCAAT enhancer binding protein beta
Exons: 1
Coding region: 203-1072 (289 amino acids)
Biological process (GO): DNA-templated transcription; regulation of transcription by RNA polymerase II
Molecular function (GO): RNA polymerase II cis-regulatory region sequence-specific DNA binding; DNA-binding transcription factor activity, RNA polymerase II-specific
Source: RefSeq, a predicted model, not a curated record
UCCUAAGCUCAGACGCGCAGAAGCCGCAGCCGGAGCAGAACUGAGCAACUGAUCACUUAAGUAGUCAGAACCGUCAGAGUUGUCUCGUGCCACUUCACCUGAUCGGCACUUUUUUUUUUUAUUUCGACUUCAACAAGUGGUCUCUCCAGGGCGCCCUGCCCCUGACUCCGAUGGUCCCGCAAUCCGGCGGGUGUUAAGAUCCAUGGAAGUGGCCGGGUUUUACGAGAAGGAUUGCCUUGCUUUCCACGGUAGCAACAGCAGUAAUAUUGUUUGCAAGCAGCAAGGUGACGGUUCGAUGACGGAACUGGGCAUUGCAGACCACGAAAAGGCGAUCGAUUUCAGCAUCUACCUGGACUCAGCGUCGCACUACCAGCAGCAGCUAACUCAAAACGAAACCCUGCACCAGCAGCGCGGAGUGGAUAUCUUGGCUGACUUCCUUGCCGAGGAAAGCAAAAGUAAGCGCGGGGCAUCCUCGCAGAACUACAGAAACUACUUCCCACUGAUUGAGCGAGAACACGUUCAAAACAGCAGCUCUCGGGAGCAAAGUAUCCUGAGCUACCCAGAACUGCAGGAGACCAGAGUGGACACCGUGUUUUACCCAGAGCUUCUUGGCGGCUACUUUAAAGCCGGCUUGAGACACGAACCGAAAGAAGAGGCCAGGAUGGACAACGGUUCCUCUGGCUACGAGAUGAGAUCUUAUCUGCCGUACCAGUCGGCCCCGAGCGGCAGCCUGGGGAACAUUUCCACCGCCUCUUCCUCCUGCUCCAGUCCACCUGGAACACCUGCCGCGCCAGGUAAGGACAGUUCGCCGCAUCAGAACGGCAAGACGUCUGCCAGCAGCAAGGGGAAGAAGCGCCUGGAGAAGGACAGCGAGGAAUACAGACAGCGGCGGGAGAGGAACAACCUCGCCGUGAGGAAGAGCAGAGACAAAGCGAAAAUGCGCAACCUCGAGACGCAGCACAAAGUGCUGGAGCUGACCGCCGAGAACGAACGUUUACAGAAACGCGUGGAGCAGCUGUCAAGGGAACUGGCCACCCUGCGCAACUUGCUCUCCGCCACUGGACAGUGCUAAUGCCGAGGCAUCACGCACCAUAAUGGUACUGAGAACACCGAGCAGCAGUUUGGGCUGUAACAGGUUGAGUCUCUGGGAUGUAUACAUGCGUAAACUGUGGUAUGCCAUGGUAUACCGCGGAGGUUUGUACAGUGGUUACUGUUAUUACGUUUACAUGCAGAACAGCAGGAGAAAAAAACGGACGAACGGUUUACAAAUGAACAGCUUCAAAGAAAUUCGUGGGUGAAUGCAUUGCGUAAUCAUCAUUGUUGGGUGACAUACCACCUAGGUAUGUUUUAUGUUGUAUGUACAGUAUUUUUUACGAAUUUUAUCGAUAAAUAUGUUUAAUAUUGUGUUAUUUAAAUAUAAUUGUUUCCUCGCUUUUUCGAGCUGUGGUAGUGAAGAGAAGACCUGGAUAGCAUGGGCAUGAUGCAACUCUAUGUAACAGUAUUGGCAAAGCAAUGAAGAAGUGUGUUAAAGAUGCAAAAGGUACAAAUGUUUUUUUAAUGGUAAAGAAUAUUUUAUCGAAUUAAAAUAUUUUUACGU